Cimex lectularius (bed bug) is the source of this 1526-nucleotide messenger RNA. RefSeq names its product glutathione S-transferase-like. The record is from RefSeq and is a predicted model, not a curated record. NCBI's taxonomy places the organism in Eukaryota, Metazoa, Arthropoda, Insecta, Hemiptera, Cimicidae. The transcript has 5 exons. Gene Ontology annotation, biological process: glutathione metabolic process. Gene Ontology annotation, molecular function: glutathione transferase activity. Bases 129 to 767 code for a protein of 212 amino acids.
CACUAACCAAAGGGACAACCCUCUCACACAAGGGAAAAGAACCACUAGGCGCAAAGCUGGAGCUGGAAAAAUGGCUUGAGAAAAAAAGAUCAAGCACUGGACAAAACCAACCAGCUUUCUUUAUUGUAAUGACAAGUAAACUGACAUAUUUUGACCAGACUGGAUUGGCUGAACCGAUAAGGCUGAUCUUGUCGUUUGGUGGAGUCGAAUUCAUUGACCAAAGAGUGUCACUCGAUGAGUGGAAGGAACUGAAAUUAAGACUGCCAUGGCCACAGCUGCCUGUCCUGGAGAUGGAGGACAAAGUGUACUACCAGAGUAAGGCCAUCUGCAGGUUUCUGGCGAAACGAUUCAAUCUGUGUGGCAAGACCGAGUGGGAGGCGACGUUGGCCGACAUAAUGGUCGACAUGAUCUACGAUUUUAGAUCGAAGGUGGCCAGCUAUGACCAUAUCAAAGACCCCGAUGAGAGAGAAAGACUGUACCCGAUUGUGUCGAAUGAUUUAGUACCUUCAUACUUGGAGAGGUUCGAAAGGCACAUCUUGUCAAAUGGCGGUUACUUUGUCGCCGGCAAGGUGACCUGGGCAGAUAUCGUGUUCUUGGCGUUUUCGUGCGACGUCGCACUCAUGCUCGGCAAGGAUCUGGUCGUCGACUACCCAAAGCUCAAGCUACUCCAGAAGAAAGUUGCCAACCUUCCCGGCAUAAAAGAGUGGCUCGUAGCCCAAGGUUAUUUCUUCAACAAUCGAUCAAGGAACUCUUCAUUUAGCAACUAAUUUUAUUAAUCUGCCCAAUCUUUAAAUGUUCGUGCAUUCAAGUGAUUUCUCAGGAAUAAGGCAUUUUUAAACUUUGUACAUAGACAUGUGACAUAUUUUCUAGGUUGUAUGAUUUUUUUUUUGCCAUUACUGAAAGGCUCUUUUUGUAAUGUCUUGUGAUAUCGAAUCAUCAUUUUUAUAAUAUCUGAUUACCUAUUAUUUCUAGUAAAAGAACUGAGAGUAAAACUUUAUUAUAUAAAUAAUAUAUGUAUUAAAUAAAUAAAAAAUAUUGAUUUAAAUUUUUGGUUCUUUUAUUGUUAAAAUGGUCUGCAUGCAACUCAUGACGGUUUGUCAUAAUUUCUCAAAAUCUUGAAUUUACUAAUGGCGUGCAAGCAGAAUGCCUGGGCAGUUUUGACAUAAUUUAUAGAAGCUUUUGUAUUAACAAAUAAGCUCAAAGUGUUCUGUGUGAUACAAUUCACCCUGUAACAAUUUAUUUGGAGUGAUAUUAGAUUGUAUUGACCUAGUGCAUGUAGAAAAUCUAUUUUUUUGUAGUUUAAUCCUUAUACUACUUUUUUUUAGUUUUUUGAGAUAAGAUUUAUUCUUUUGUUUACUAUUUUCUUUUUAGUCAUUUUAAGUUUGUGAUCGUGAAACAAGUCAAUGUUUAUAUAGUCCAAUGAAUGGUCUCAAUGUUGUCUUAUUGUUGUCAUCUGCAUUAGAACAUAUAUGUUGAGAUAUGGAAUAAAAUUGUAGAUUGUAAAUAAUAAAUUUGACCCACUUUUU